UCGCUCCAGCUCGCCCGUCUUUUAAUCCGACUGGCCGACGCCGUUAACGACAAAAUGCUAAUUGCAGGUCGCGGGAUAAUUCGGAUCGCGUUCGUUUCAGAUUGCGCUGGUCGGAUUUAACGCGGGACGAGUUUAAUGCUUGCUUUAAUGCUGGUAAAGAAAAAACCAAAAAUAGAUGUGGGGGGGGGGAGGGAAGUGCAAUUAGGAACAAUCACUGCUUGAAAUAAAUUCGGAAAUGUUGCAAUAAAUAUCAAAACCAAUCAAAAGAUAACGAAUUCUCAGAAAAAACAAUUAAUGAUAGAACGAUGCGUUUGCACGUACAUACCUGGUGAGCACCUCGGGAAAGUAACAUGAAGGAUGAUCCCAACGACUCCUCCGGGCCUACCGAGGUGGAUUCCAAAAUCGUGAUAUCGUGACGAUCGUAUGCUAUGCCCGAUAGAUUACAGAUUACAACGGAUGUUAACACCAUGCGAACCACUCACAACUUCUUUUCACGCGCGAUGUUUACUUCCGAAAUGGCAAACGAUCACGAGAAACACGGUGCGACGCGGACUCGACCUUUGCAGUCGGGCAAAAGGCCGAGUUUUGUUACUUUCGAUACUAAAAGGAUUCGAGAAUCGCAACAUCGACAUUCGCGAGAAGCGGCUAACUUCAGCGCGAUAAUUACGUCAUGCGCAUGUAUGCAUAAAUCGAUACUUAUUAGUCAUGUAAUUUCACAUAUAAUUAAAUUUUUCACAUUCAGUACAUGUAUAAUCUUUCCUUCGUCAAUGUAAUUCUUGUUCUAAUACAAUAUUGCAUUGACAGAAGACUGCUUAUUCAUGUACGAAACGUGAAAAGUUUUACGUAAAAUUUCAUGAUCGAUCUCCUAAAGUCGGAAUAAUUUGUACGCAAUUUAUAGACUUAUUAUGCAAUAUCUCUUUACAUAAUUAUUUACAAUGCAUAUCGAAGAUAAUUGAAAUGACGAAUGAGUCGUCAAACUAAUUGUACCUGACGUAAUUUCUGAUGUCGAAGCAUUAGAACGCACGAUAGCUGUAUUUCGCCCGCCCGUGCACUUAGCUCUCUGCUUCCUACUUUGGCCGCUACAGUUCUGAGAGGGCGUUAGUGCACGGUGAAAUCCCUGCGCAAUUUGCAAUUGCCCGCAGGACCGAUCUUCUCACAAUUGCAAAUACUGUAUUGUCGGAUAACUAAAAUCUUUGAAAAUCACUGAUCAACGAUUUAUAACGUUGAUAAUAUGGAUAAUGAUAAAUUUAAUCAAUACUUCGAAUUUAUGGAUGAAGGCGCGGCUGGAUCGAGAAUUUAUUCUGAUGAAAAAAAGUUUAAUCGAAUAAAUGCAUACAGUAAAAUCGGCGUAAUAAACGACAGCGUCGAUCUCAUCAACAGCAAACUCAGUCAAAUUGAAAGGGAGAUUGAUUGUAACAAGCCGAUGUUACAAAGCUGCCGCGACAAGUACGAGAACAUAGAGACAGAGAUUUGCAACGCGAGGCAACUGCAGCGGAAAGCGCAGUUUGUGCUGGAUAAUGUGCGGUCGGAGGAAGAGAAUCUUCAUGAGAGUUUCAGGAAUUUACGUCUUAACUACGAGAUGUGUGUAGAAAAAUCAGGUGGUUACCAAGAUCCAAAUGAGACGAUUCGCGUAAAGAUAAACGAGGUAACAACGCUGCGGAAGAACUUGAUGGAAGAGCUCUUGCAAUUGCGAAAAAAAUUAGAUGACGAUGGAAAAAAGCUCGUUCGCGUAAAGGCCAUGAUCACGGAACAAGAGAAAAAAAAUGUCGCACAGCUUCGAAAAUUGAAGGAGAUAUCCGAGAGCGCUGUACCCAUUUCGUUGGAUGUAAAGAAACGGAUAGACACUGUUUUGAGUCAAGAAAUAAAUGAAGGCGACGAUGUUCUUGACGAUGAUACGAUGCAAUAAAAUUUUUCAUAUAAAUAAAAUAUUUUUAUAUUAUAAAUAUUUAAAAUACUAA
Molecule: messenger RNA, 1958 nt
Organism: Solenopsis invicta (red fire ant)
Lineage: Eukaryota; Metazoa; Arthropoda; Insecta; Hymenoptera; Formicidae
Exons: 4
Coding region: 1232-1906 (224 amino acids)
Source: RefSeq, a predicted model, not a curated record